AUGGCCACACAGAAGAAAGAAGCAAAGAUCAACCAAGCUGAGAUGCAGAAGAGAGAAGUGCGUGAGCACAACGCUGCCAUGAAAGAAGCUGCUAGAGGUGGAACCGGAACCGGUUUAGGUUUGGGGUCAGCCACUCACUCAACCACUGGACACGUCGGACAUGGGACUGGGACCCACCAGAUGUCAGCUUUGCCUGGUCACGGAACGGGACAAGCAACCGGACACGUUGUGGGGUCAGCCACUCACUCAACCACUGGACACGUCGGACAUGGGACUGGGACCCACAAGAUGUCAGCUUUGCCUGGUCAAGGAACGGGACAAGCAACCGGACACAUUGUUGAGGGAACGACCUUGACAGAACCUAUCGGGACAAACACUGGAACUGGUCGGACCGCUGCUCAUAACGCCCACGUUGGUGGUGGCACCACUGCCGCUGGGUACGGAACUAGUGGAGGAUACACUGGAUAA
Brassica oleracea var. oleracea is the source of this 468-nucleotide messenger RNA. RefSeq names its product 18 kDa seed maturation protein-like. The transcript has a single exon. The record is from RefSeq and is a predicted model, not a curated record. The coding region runs from base 1 to 468 and encodes 155 amino acids. NCBI's taxonomy places the organism in Eukaryota, Viridiplantae, Streptophyta, Magnoliopsida, Brassicales, Brassicaceae.